Falco peregrinus (peregrine falcon) is the source of this 2951-nucleotide messenger RNA. It is a transcript of the gene ART1, whose product is annotated as ADP-ribosyltransferase 1. The record is from RefSeq and is a predicted model, not a curated record. The transcript is spliced from 3 exons. The coding region runs from base 1081 to 1989 and encodes 302 amino acids. Gene Ontology annotation, molecular function: NAD+-protein-arginine ADP-ribosyltransferase activity; NAD+ poly-ADP-ribosyltransferase activity. NCBI's taxonomy places the organism in Eukaryota, Metazoa, Chordata, Aves, Falconiformes, Falconidae.
GCACAGGCUGCCCGGGGACGGGGUGCAGGCACCAUCCAUGGGGGGGUUCAAAAUACACGAAGAUGUGGCGCUUGGGGACAUGGUUCAGUGGUAGCAUUGGCAACGCUGGGUUAACGGUUGGACAUGAAUAUCUUAAAGGUCUUUUCCAACCUGAACAAUUAUAUGAUUCUAUGAUUCCUGCCUUCUAACCCCCUCCAAAGUCCAUGGGUUGUGGACAGGGGCUGGCCCACCAUGGCUGCCCCCACCAGUGCCACUGAUACCUCCAUGCCAUCUGAGCCACAACCUGCCCCAUCCUCAGCCACAUGAUGAAGGGGGGUCAGUGCAAGAAUGGUGUCCCAGGUUGGUGGGGCUGGAUCCGUGUUAGCCCCUGCAGGAAAAGGCAAAGCCCCCGAGGGGAUGGCACCUGCACCAAGUUAAAGCAAAGGCAACUUUUCCCAUGGGGAUUUCCUGACUGUCCCCUGUAGCCACGCUGCAAGGCAGGAAGGGGCAGCAGCUGCUGUGGGUACUCAGCACAGGGACGGUAAAAAUAACAGGAAGAACGGAGGUGGGGGCCAGAUCUGGGCCCAAGGGAUCCCAGCCAGCGCUGCUAUAUAAAGAAAGAUCAGCUGCUUCUCGCCUCUCCUGCCAGCAGCGGGUGGGCUCCGAGGGGCUGCAUGCUGCAGGAGCCGAGGAACAGCACCCCGACCCCACGUCCACCACAGGGAGCAGGUAACGCUUCUCGCUGGGGCUCCUGAGGGGUUUGCUCCUGGUGAGCGACAUUGCGGGCUGCGGGGCCAUGCUUCCAGGUGCUAGGGCCGCCCACCUGUUGGCAGGGUUGAGUGCAAGGAACAGGACUGGGGGCUCAGCCGGGGCUGAGACGUGUGCCACGUGGGGUGCCCCUGGCUGGGGAUGCAACAGGGGGUGCUUUCCACCAGCCUGCCCUGCUUCUCUCAGCAGCCCCCUCCCAUGUCCUGCCACCCUCCCCAAGCUGAUCCUGCUCUCGCUCCCCCACCUCCUCAGCUGCUUGCGGAGGAACUGGCUGCUUCCCUGCCCGUGACACUGUGACAUCUAGGGGCUUCCCUCAGGGCGGCUCUGCCCACCAUGGAGCAUCUGGUGCUGGGCUUGGUGCUGCUGGCUGGGAAACUGGCUGCUGGCAGCCCCUUGCACCAGCAAGACCUCGACCCUGUCAAGGAGGUGGCGCUGGACAUGGCCCCCACCUCCUUUGAUGACCGGUACCAGGGCUGCAGCCACAUGAUGGAGGAGGAGCUGCAGGAGCUCAACCGCACUGAGUUUGCCAACAACAGCAUCUACGCCAAGGCCUGGACUGUUGCCACUGCUGAAUGGCGGAGCCGGCGGGGACGUGCUCCUCAGACACGAGCACUGACACCAGCGCAGGCGAUUGCCCUACUGGCAUAUACGGAACAGGGCCCCCUGCACCAGGCGUUCAACACAGCUGUUCGCAAGGCUGGGCACUCCCGCAGGGAAUACCUGGGUGCCUUCCAGUUCAAGGUGCUGCAUUUCCUCCUGAGCGAGGCCCUGUGCACUCUGCGGGAUGCCCAGCCCCACCACUGCCACCACGUUUACCGGGGCAUCCGUGGCAUACGCUUCACUGCCCAGCGCCACCAAUCCAUCCGCUUCGGCCACUUCACCUCCACCUCCCUCCGGAAUGAGAGCACCCUGCCCUUUGGCCGGGACACCUUCUUUUCAGUGGAGACCUGCUACGGUGUCCCCAUCAGAGACUUCUCCUUCUUCCCUGAGGAGGAAGAGGUCCUCAUCCCACCCUUCGAGACCUUCCAGGUCAUCGACAUCACCCAUGAUGGGGACAGAGCCCUCAUCCAGCUCCGCUCCCAGGGUGCGCUGAGCACCUACAACUGCGAGUUGGUGAAAGAGAAGAGAUGCAAGAGCCAGCCGUGCAUCUUCAGCGCAGGCUGCAGCAUCCCCGGGGACCCCCGACACCUCUGGGAGCUCCUCCUGGCAGCCACAGUCCUGGCAGUUGCUGGUGGCCUCUGAGCUGCCAGGCCACCGCUGCCACCACACCAUGGCGAGGGAAAGGGGUCAGGAAUGGGAGCCACCAGCUUCACUGAGAUGGCAGGAUGGGAUGGGACACCAGGAGGGGCCGGGGGCAUGGGGAUGGUCCCACUGCAGGGUCCUGCAAAGCCACCUGUGCCCAGCUCGGCCCUGCCAUGGUGUCACCAGCAUUGGGAUGUGCUGGCAGCCCCGGGACACCAGUCAAGCCUUGAUGAGGCCUUUUGCAGAGCUGCAGCUGGGGCUUUUGGAUGCAGCUGAGUGUGGGGUCUGCAAGGGGCUGCCCCAGGGAUGGGGGUCAGCACUGAUGGGAACUGGGGGGAUGCAACAGAGCUGCUUUUGGAGGUGCCUCUGCCUGGCUGGCUGCUUAGCUGCUUGCCAUUCCCUGACUCCCAGAGGAAUAAAGACUUGCUGUGGGACCAUGGUGUCCCUGGGGGUUUCCUGGGGGCAGCUCAUGGGGGCUGCAGACGGGGUCUUCUCCAGCUCCCCCACAUUUCCAGCCCUCCCACACCCAGAGCAUCCCUACAGAGAGAUGCACACACCCCAGGUCCUGCUCGAUGGGUCCAGCAGGGGAUGUCUCCUCCCGGGGUCUGUUCCCCUGACUUGUCCCACAGCUGCCUGCAGCUCAGGGUGGUCGUUGCCCCCACCAGCACCCAAGGGAGCACAAUGGGGGCUGGCACUGGCCACGCCAGCCCCAGUGCCCGUGAGAAGAGCCCUGCCAGGACAAGAUGGGUGGGAGGCUGCCCCAUGGAGCAGCACAUGGGGCUCAGCAAUGCCAUGCCAGGGGAGAGCCCCAAGCCCCCUGGGUACAGAGGAGGGAUAUGAGGGCUCUGUGCCCCAGGGCUCCCCACUCCCUUCAGCAGAGGGCACAACCAUGGGGCUGGGCAUCCCUAGGGCAGGACCAGGGCUGUCUGUGGCUCUCCAACCCCUCACCAGGCAGCAAGGGC